UGUUGUGUAAAAUGUAUUUAUGUAUAACAGCAAAGUGGAUGAUUCAUGCUUGUACAAUCUAUGUUAUGUAUUGAACCGUCUCUUUGUGUGAACUGUUUGAAAAUAAUAGAAUUUUGUCAUAAAAUGUUCAGAUAUGAACGCACAGAAUGUCCUAAAUGCUCACCAUAAUGUAGUCAGUUAAUUGCUGAAUAUUUUAAAAUUUCGGUUUAAGCGGUUCGCAUCACAUGAAUUGCAUCUAAUGUGGGUGUUAGUGCGAUCUAGCAAGGUAUUGUUAAUAAGCGUGGAACCACUGGUAAAUUGAUGGCGGGAUCAGUCAUUGAAUGGGGACGUUUCUUACUUGUGGGAGAAGUGCUAUGGUGAAAAUUUGGAGGGGUAGAAAACAGGUGGUAGGUUAAAUUUGGAGAAGGGAAGACACGAGAGGAAGUCAAAAUAAUUGAAUAUACUAGAAAGCUCACGGUUGUGAGUGGCGAGGAAAAGCAGACAAUUUUCUAAUAGCAAUCACAGAAAUGCAGCGUUUAUCAUUUCAUCAACUAGUUGAGCUGUACAGUAACGUAGAUGACAUCACUGCACCAGGAAUUAUUAUUUUAAUAGAAAUUAAGCCAAAGGUUAAAAAAACGCUCAAGCCCAUUUAUUUGCUAUUAUGAUUUAAGUAACAGAUAACAGACACGAUACUGAUUGUGUAUUCAAACAUUCGCCUGUAAAUACUUAAUACAUUUUAAACAAAUUUCCAAACUUCUUACUGUUGCAAAUUCCACAAGGACAAGAAGAUGGGUGAGUGGGGAGAGAAUGGACGACCAGUCAGUGAAGGCAUGAAAUGUAAAAGUUACCUCCGCUUUCUGGUCGAAACAGCAGCUACGCGGAGUUUAGAUCACCUUUAUGCGUUAAGCUUUCGGCUGCGCACUAAACAAACUUCCUUUCCUUUUAAAUGGCAUCUCCUCUCCGGUAUGAUAUUAACUUAAAUUUCCAACAUGGUAGGUGAGGUUGUUGUUGAACAGCCCGUUGUUGUCAUGUCCCCGCAGUGCCGGUAGUGGUGCUGUAAGGAGAGUCUGCUGAUGACUGAACUAAAAACCCCAGCAGCUCUUUCCUGCUAAAUUCUGUUGGAGAUAAACUACAUUUAGAUGCAUCAAGGAAUCAAACUAAAUGAUAUCCCGGUAGUGAAACGGAAUUCUAUGUUAAAAAUAACGAAUAUCAGUGCAUAAUUAGUCCGGUUGAUUAUAAUAAGCCUUUACGGACUCUAUCCGGAGUGUACACCGUGCAUAGCACAUACCAAUUGAAGGUAAGCGGAUCUGUUGUAAAGCCUGGGGCUCGAGUGGAAGAAGAACCCGAGGUACUGUGGAAGACGAGGCCGUCGCCGCUGCUACCCGAGGCCGGGGGAUUACAAGCUGAUGUUCUCAAGGACAAGAGUCACGUGAUGUAUGAAGGCAAACACAUACACUUCUCUGAGGUGGACAACAAGCCGUUGUGCUCAUACAGCCCGAAGCUGUGCAAGCAGCGACGACUCAACGGCUAUGCCUUCUGUAUCCGCCACGUCCUGGAGGACAAGACCGCCCCCUUCAAGCAAUGUGAAUAUGUGGCCAAGUACAACAGCCAACGUUGCACCAAUCCCAUCCCCAAGUCAGAAGACCGCAGAUACUGUAACAGCCACCUGCAGGUGCUGGGGUUCAUCCCCAAGAAGGAGCGCAAGAAGAAGCACGACGCGCUGGAGGAGAUGCGCUCGCGGCCCCACCUGGAGUCCGUGGCCCUCAACAUCACGGUGCCCUCGCUGGCCCUGAAGACGCCCAACGGGCUAGACGAGCGGCCGGCCUCGCCCCCGCGGGCGGGCCUGCUGAGGCUGUCGGAGGUGGAGCUGCUGGACCCCUUCGCCUUCCAGGAGGACGAGGCGGACGGGGAGGAGGGCGCCGCCCGGAAGGGUUCGGCCGUCAGGAAGAAGCUGCAGAGCCGGCUGGCGCUGAACCAGGCGCUGCGGCUGCGCGAGGCCGACCUCCUCCCCAAAGCGCCGCCGCCGCCGCCGCCGGAGCACCUCAGCCCCCCGCCCGCCCCCAGCCUGCGGCCGCCGCCCCCCUCGCCCACGCGGGCCCGCCCCCACCUCGCCCCCCAGCAGCAGCAGCAGCAGCCGGCGGCGGCGAUCCUCCCGCAGGCCCAGCGCCCCUACCUGCCCCCCGCCUGCCCCCCCUCACUGCAGCAGGGUUUAAUAUGCAAGCCAGCACCACCUCAGACCGGCGUCCCGCCCCCUCCCGGGCUGCCGCCCGGCGCUGCCCACGGCCCGGCACAGUCCGCCGCCGGUCCCUCUCUCGGCAGGAAGGCCCCGCCCCCGGUCCCGCCCAGCCCGGGCGGGGCCUGGGAGGGCCCGCAGCGCGCGGUGAUCAUGCGCGCCGCCGCGUUCGCGCCCCCGCCCGCCUGCUUGGCGCGGCUGCAGCGCCUGGUGCAGCUCUGCUCUCAGCGACAGCAGCAACACGGAGACCUCUUCCCUCACCUAGGGCUGGACUGGUCUGAAGACAGUGCGGAGGAUGAGGACGAAAUGGAAAGAGUUCCUCCCUAUCAGUAUUCCUGUAGGCUUCAGGAAAGAUGCUUACAGGACAACUCGGACGAAGAGGCCGACGGCUCGCGCAGCACCAGGCUGGCCCGCCUGUGCUCGUACCUGCAGCAGAAGUACAAGCACCUGUGCAGGCAGGAGCGGGCGGCCAUGCGCCAGAAGAGAUACCGCUAUGCCUUCCGCAAAGCCCUGCUGCGCGCGGCCAGCAAGGACCCCGACUGCACCGGCCAGCUGAUCCAGGAACUGCACAGGGCUUCCCAGACGCCUUCCAGCGCACAGUCAGCAGUGCAGCGGGACGCGGAGUCUGGGCUCUGCACGGGACACACUAAAGGCCAGGCCUGCGGGAGUCGAGCGCUGCCUUUCACCCGACACUGCUUCCAGCACAUCCUGCUGAACCGCUCCCAGCAGCUCUUCACCAGCUGCACCGCCAAGUUCGCCGACGGGCAGCAGUGCGCCAUCCCCGUGUUCGACAUCACGCACCAGACGCCCCUCUGUGACGAGCAUGCCAAAAAAAUGGAUAAUUUCCUUCGCGGGGACAGCAACCGCAGGGUGCAGCAGCACCACCAGCAGCAGCAGCACCACCAGCAGCAGCAGCAGCAUCAGCAGCAGCAGCAGCAGCAGCGCAAGCCGCGCAAGAAGACCAAACCGCCGGCGCUCACCAAGAAACACAAGAAGAAGCGGAGGAGAGGCCCGCGGCGGCCGCAGAAGCCCAUCCCGCCCGCCCUGCCGCAGGGCAACCUGGGCAUGCCCUCCAGCCUGGCGCUGCCCUCCCAGAGCGCCAGCAUCAGGAGUCCUUCGACCCCAGACCUGAGUACAGACGAGCUUCCCGACGACAUCACCAAUGACAUCACAGACAUUCCGAACGACCUGGAGCUCAACCAGGAGGAUUUCUCGGACGUGCUGCCCAGGCUUCCAGACGACCUGCAGGACUUCGAUCUGUUUGAAGGUAAGAACGGAGAGCUGCUGCCCACCACAGAGGAAGCGGAGGAGCUGGUGCGGGCGCUGCAGGCCAUGAGCUCCUACACGGACUCCUUGGUGUGCCUGAGCUCCAUGGGGGAGCUGACGCAGUCGGACGCGGUGGACCACCGCACCAUGGCCGUGUUCUCGGGGCCCGGGGUCCAGGGCGGGGCCAUGGGGGACCUGCUGAACGGCCGCAUCCCCGCCGAGAACUUCUCCAGCCUGGAGCUGGACGAGAACCUGCUGCACCCCGCGGGGGAGCACUUCCCCCCCGCCCCGUCGCCCCACACGCCCGCCCCUGCCCCGCCGCCUCUCCCCCCCUCCUCCUCCGCGGCCACCCUCCUCGCGCAGGGCGCCAUGGCAGAGCCGCCCUUCCCGCGGACGCACCCCUCCCACCUCCUGGCCAAGCCGGAGGUGCCCGCCUCCUCUCCACACGGCAGCCACUACAGCAGCGAGCACGUGCCCUCGCCCUACAGCGACCACAUCUCCUCCCCCCACGCCGCCGCCGCCUCCUUCCAGACCGACUCGCCCCUGCUGCUGGAGGUCCCCCUGGGCGGGGUGCCCCCCCGCUCCCCCUGGAACAGCCUCCCGCUCCCCCUGACGGACCCGGCGCAGUUCGGCAACCUGGUGGGCCCCGAGGGCCACCUGCUGUCCACGUCGCUGUCCACGCCCCCCUCCAGCGCCGCGCACUCCCUCACCCUGCGGCCCACCGCCGCCCUCUCGGCGCUCCCCCAGGGGGCGCUGACGGGGCUGGCCCUGCCCCCCGCCUCCACCUCCACCUCCUCCCCGCCCUCCUCCUCCUCCAUCUCCGUCUCCUCCUCCUCGGCGUCCUCGGCCCCCCUGGAGCUCCUGGCCUCGGGCCAGCCCAAGCAGCAGCUGCCCCAGUUCAGCGCCGCCUUCGGCCACCAGCUGGCCGCGCACAGCGGCAUCCCCAAGGACGUGCAGCCCAGCCACAGCUCCACGGCGCCCCCCUCAGGCUUCUCCAUCGCCAGCGCCACGGCCGCCAGCGCCAACAGCGCCAUGCCCCCCUUCACCACGCAGUGACCUCCGAGAUCCUUCUCGCGGUAAAUCCUGGGAUUUGGCUCCUCUCCCGCCCCUCACUUUCCGCCAUCUUCCCCCCCAGCCCGGGCACUUCUGCACUGCGGUUUGAGCGGUCAUGGAUGCCGAUGUCUCUCAAGGCACCGCCCAGUCUGGCAGCUCAGCUCCACCCAUUCAUCUGCGGCUGUGGCUCACCUAUAGGGGCCACCUGCAGUGGGGUGGAGUAUUUGUUGGGGAGGUGGUCGUCGUGGGGUGGAGCUCGUGUAGGGGGAAGGGCUUGUCGUGGGGGUGAGGUUUGCGUUGGGGCGGGGCUCGUCGUGUGGGGUGAGGUUUGCGUUGGGGGAGGGGCUUGUCGUGGGGGUGGAGUUUGUGUUGGGGGAGGGGCUUGUCGUGGGGGUGGAGCUGGACCGGAUAUGGACGGACGGGUUGAACCAGGGCGGACGUCCCUCGAGUGGAGUGGCGUCUCGUCGCGCCUGGUUGGGCCCCGCCCCGUCGUGUCCUUCUCAAAGCCCGUCGCCUCUGUCUCGCUUCUCUCGCUCCGUAACGACCUGGCCGUGUCCGCGGCCCAUCACGACUCUACCAGCCGCACGCAGCCCGCAAGCCUAUCAUGAGGGGGAGGGCCCUUCCCUCCCAAGGGUUAGCCUAAUCAACAGAGACUUUGCCAAACCACUUUUAAAUGACUUUUUAUAUUGUGAUUAUUUAAUAUUUUAUCGAUCGACUCAGAAAACACUCGGAACGAUGAUCGUGUGAACCCGGCGGCCGCUGUAGAGUCUUCAUGGGCUAGCUGUUAGACGCUGAAGGUGAAUCUGGUUACUCUAAGCAAUAAACUGUCAUAUUCUCUGCUCAUAGUAUUUUAACAUAUAGUAUUGGUUUCCACUUCGUGUAUUUUUAAAAAAAAUCCAUAUGACCAUGUAAGGUGGACAAAAGCACUGGAUGUGUAACGUUAAGCAUUUGAAAUCGAGGGUUGUUGGUUAUGAAUUCAGACUGUAGCGUGGGGACACAGCUUGUUUGGGGUCAGGGAAGCUCUCCCAGCCUGUGACAUUUCAAUGGAGUGCCUAAAACGAUUGAGGUUAAGCCCCUUCUGCGUGUAGCCAAAUUGAGGGGUUCAAAGUGUCCAGUCUUCUCAGUGGUGCUCUAUGGUCCUUGCAUAUAUGGUGGCCUUUAAGGGACAUGCAGAGAAACGUGGCUCUCUCUCAGUCAGGGAGUACAGAACUCCUGAACUUCUAGAACCCUAAAAUGUCAGAAUAUUUCAGAAUCUGGUGUCAAAAACGUAAAGCAGAAAAGGAUCUGCGUUACGAGGCAAAUGAGGAGAGAGUAUCUUCUCUUCGCAUUGCAGCCUCCCGAAUUCGCUUCCCUGGUCUCCGUACAUGUGACACUGGGAAGGUUCCGGAAGAGCACCACUUAGUCUGCGAUGUAGCGGGUGUCUCCAUGACCUCCGUAACGGGGGCGAAGUCUGCGCGCGACCCCUUAUGCGGCGUCCCGCGGUGGCGCUAAUGGGAACGAGGUCCGGAGCCAGUUUCAAGUACUACAGCGCUGUACUAUGGACUACAUCCGCCAUUAGCCAUUAGCGUGGCUGCAGAAUGCCGCUUAAUGUUUGACAGCCUUGGCCUGCUGAACCCUGGGCAGCACAGCCACGGACGAGUUGCACACCUGGGUAUAGGAAUCCAGCUGAAAACCAUUAUGAGAGGUAGUCACGCAGGGCAGUGUGGUUUUCCACGGUUAACCUUUGCUCUGUGUGCCCUUCGCUAGCCAGUGCUUAAAAACACGAGGAAGAAAGCAUAACUCUUCUCUGAUUUUUAAUCAUCCAUUUUUUUCCUGAAAAAAAACAUGGUAAAACAUGGGUUUUCGGUAGUAGAUUUAGAAGCUGAAAGAUCACUGCAAAUGUUAAAAGUAUAUAAUUAUAGAGUAGCAGUCUUCAACAUUGGGUUUUUAUCAGUGAGUUAAAAUGAGUGGUAUUGGAUUGAAAAUGAAGUUUAAAAAAAAAAUAAAUAAAAAGGAAAAAAAAAAAUGAAAAAAGGAAAAAAAAAAUCUUGAACAUUUUUGUCCUCUGCAAAAAUGUACUCAGUGGAGCCAAUGUUUUUUGUGGAAUAUCUUUCAUCAGUUUUAAUGGCUAUCAAGUCUUUCUCCUGAUAGUUUUAGUUCUCUUUACGGGUUAAGUGGUCUCCCAUGUUGUUCGGCAGCGAUGCUGAAAUGGCUUUUAUUCUGUACGAUGGCUUGAUGUACCUUUCGGUGGCUAUGAAAUGGCAUCCGACGGCGGUUGCUGGAGGGCCGGUGGCAGGGGACGGUGGGGUGGGGCGGGGCUCGGGGCCAGCCGGGGGCCACACCUCUACGACGGCGUGAAACGCUGUGGUAACCUAGCGCCCUCGGGCUGCCCUCAGGGGACUGCUGCUGCGUACAUCUCGACCCCACCCCCACCCCCCCCGCCCAAGCACUGAUCCAGGAUCAGCUAACUCCCCCGACCCCCGUGUGCUUAAAGCAGAGAGCGGUCCGCUGUCGGUGCUUGGAGACACCCUCUAUGUGCACCGUGCUGGAUUAUAGGAGGGCAGCUUGGCCCCGCCUUCGGGCCCUGCUCUGUAACCUCGAUUGCCGUUAGGACACACCCCUCACAUUAAGUAACCUGUGCUAGGCCACUCCCCUCAUGUAAAUCAGCCUGUUAGGCCACACCCCCCUACAUAUACUGACCUGCAUUAGGACACGGCCCAUAUGUGUACUGACCUGUAUUGGACACACCCCAUAUGUAGCCAGCCUGCAUUUGCGUCGCACCUUUAAACUGACCUGCAUUGGAACACCGCCGUUUGUCCUCCCUUAAGUCACAACCGUGAAAUGUACAAAACUGUUGGGGGUAACUGCUGACUAAUCCCCGCUGUUUGAACACCUGUAACUGACCCUUAGCUUUGCCAGGACGUCCCGUACACACGCCUGUCUUCACUGGGACACUCCCCAGAUCGAAUCCCGCUCUCAUCACAACGCAGCCUGCUGACCUAUACCUUUUGGGGAUACGCCCUUACACGUUAUUGUCCUCUUAGGGCUUACCCUUGACUGCUCCAUGCCCUGGUCAAAACAUUAACCUUGUACCAUACCCGGUUCAGUGAGAUGCGCUCCAGGCCAGACAGGGAGAGGAGAGUCUCUCCCUCGGUCUGAGGCCUCGAAAGCAAUACGUUCACAUUCACACGAGUCGCACGGAAGCGGGCACGGCCGCCCCUUCCACCUCCCGUUGGGUUUUCUUUACCGUCUUUCCCAGAAGUAUCGAGGCGUAACGUCCACAGGAGCGCUGCUGCAUUCACAUGAGCAUGGGAGCACAGAUUCACCGCACCUCGGAAUCCGCCCUCCCCCCCCUCCCCCCACAACAACGUCCCUGGACUAAAUCAUUUAACAGGGCUCUGUAGGCACUUGUAUCUGUGUGAAAUCUGAGAAGUGGCUGACAAAUUCCUAUACUCAUUGAAUGUACUGUAUUACUGUUUUUAAAGAUAAUAGGACGAGCUAAUAAUAAUCUAGUCACCUUUUGUUAUUGGUCCUUGUUUAAUUUGUUUAAGGUAUUUUUUGUAUACAAAGGUUUACAUUUUUAUGUAUAUUUUCUUGUGUACAAAUGAUGUAAUAUCUGUAUAAACACUCUAUGUAAUAUCUGUAUAUAGCGUGACAAAAUUGAUCUCUGUUUUUGGAUGUAUAAAUAAAACUUGCUGUGAAGUA
This is a messenger RNA of Anguilla rostrata (American eel), 8215 nucleotides long. Its product is annotated as INO80 complex subunit D-like. Bases 1412 to 4534 code for a protein of 1040 amino acids. Gene Ontology annotation, cellular component: nucleus. Lineage: Eukaryota; Metazoa; Chordata; Actinopteri; Anguilliformes; Anguillidae. The record is from RefSeq and is a predicted model, not a curated record. The transcript is spliced from 10 exons.